Molecule: messenger RNA, 2173 nt
Organism: Phaeodactylum tricornutum CCAP 1055/1
Lineage: Eukaryota; Bacillariophyta; Bacillariophyceae; Surirellales; Neidiaceae
Exons: 1
Coding region: 63-2156 (697 amino acids)
Biological process (GO): translation; glutaminyl-tRNA aminoacylation
Cellular component (GO): cytoplasm; cytosol
Molecular function (GO): glutamine-tRNA ligase activity; ATP binding
Source: RefSeq, a predicted model, not a curated record
AUUUACAAAACUCUCGUCGCUGUUUUUGGAAUACACUCUUCCUUUUCCCAUACUAUAAGGUCAUGUCCGAUAGAGAAACGAGCGGCACGAUGGAUGCGGAGUACUCGACCGUGGCACUGAAAGGGCGGGAGUUGGAAUGGGCCGUCAACUCGCCCGAACUCUUGGCUUCCCACAAGGCCGUGAACGGCUCCAUUAUUCGCACUCGUUUUCCGCCCGAGCCUAACGGCUACCUCCAUAUCGGACACGCCAAGUCGAUGAACAUGAACUUUCGUCUCGCGUUCGACAAGCUUGGUGUCCCGGAAGCACACCGUCGUACGAUUUUUCGCUACGACGAUACCAACCCGGAAGCCGAAUCCGCCGAGUACAUUGACAGUUUGCGUCGAGAUGUGGCUUGGCUAGGAUGGACACCGGAACGAACGACGUACAGCUCGGACAACUUUCAGCAACUGCACGACUACGCCGUUGUUCUUAUCCGAAAGGGACUCGCGUACGUGUGUGACAUGACCAAGGCCGAAAUGGAGAUCCAACGGGAACUCGCUAUGAAACGAGCCAACGCCCGGAAUACCGGCAAAGACCCCGACGUGGAAUGUCCCAUUCCAAGUGAAGACAUUCUACCUGGACGCAAUCGGAACACUUCUGUGGAUCGCAAUUUAGAAUUGUUUGAAAAAAUGAAACUCGGAUUCUUCAAUGAAGGCUCCUACACACUCCGGUUGAAAAUGGAUCUCGAAAGCUCCAAUCCGAACAUGUACGAUUUAGUCGCCUACCGGAUCAAGUACACUGCGCACCCGCACGCCGGUUCUGGUUGGUGCAUUUACCCCAGUUACGAUUGGACACACGGCACCUGCGACAGUUUGGAACAUAUUGAUUACAGUAUUUGUACACUCGAGUUCGAGACUCGCCGUGAACCAUACUUUUGGAUUCUGUGGGCCCUCGACCUAUACCGGCCGAACGUGUACGAAAUGUCCCGUUUGAACUUGCAGUAUACCGUUUUGUCGAAGCGUCGACUCAUUAAGCUAGUCGAGAAGGGCUGGGUUCGGGGUUGGGACGACCCCCGAAUGCCUACUGUAUCUGGUCUACGACGUAGAGGCUACACGGCCCAUAUUCUCAACUCCUUUUGCUCCGAUGUGGGCGCGUCUCGAGCAAGUAACGUGGUAGAAAUUACCAAACUGCAACAAACGGCUCGUGUUAAUCUUUCUGACUUAUCACGACGAGUCAUGGCGGCGUUGGAGCCCAUUGAAGUUGUUUUGACGAAUUUCGGUACAGAAACGGCCCAGGAUGCAACCCUGACGUUCGAAGUGCAAAACAGUCCAACCGAUGUGAGCCUCGGAUUUCACACGGUUACAUUGACGCCUACAAUAUACCUGGAUUCGGCAGAUUUCCGAUUGGAAGAUUCACCGCAGUAUUACGGGCUCGCGCCGAACAAAGCCGUUGGUCUCAAGUAUUACGGAGGCAAUCUUGUUUGCGAAAAAGUCAUUCAAGACAAAGACGGAAACGUUGUCCAAUUGGAAGGCCGUCUCGACAAAUCAGAAAAUCGGGAGAAACCCAAGACAUACUUGUCUUGGGUCCCAUCGGACGGCAUACGCUGCGAAGUCCGUGUCUACAACGAACUCUUUACCGUCCCGGAACCUUCGGAUUUGUGGGAAGAUGAAGUCAAUACGGAAUCGGAAAUUGUCCAUCAACAAGCAAUUGUCGAUCCUUCCAUUCGCGACGUUGUGUGCGUCCACGACAUUGACAAGUGGAAGUCGAAUGUUUCGUUGCAGUUCGAACGCCUCGGCUACUUUGUCGUUGACUACGAAACUACCUACAAUGGCGCCACCAACGAGGGCCAUUUGAUAUUCAACCGCACCGUCACUCUUAAGGAGGAAGUCUUCAAGAAAAAGCUUACCAAAGAGGAAGAAGACAAGAUCACAGCGCGCAAGGCUCAGACCAAGAACGAUCUGGAAGCCAAGGGUAUACGUAUGCAAAUUGAUGCGUUGAAUUUGUUUAAGGAGGCCGAGGAGUACCGAGGCAAGUACAGUAAGUACGAUGCGGGAACCGGUGUACCGACGCACGAGGUUGACGGCACGGAAUUGACCAAGUCCAUGAUGAAGAAACUGGCCAAGGAGCAGGUCAAGCAUAAAAAGCAGCAACUAGCGUGGAACAAGAAUAACAAAUAGACACGAGGUCAACCAAU